AGACUAACGUCCCCUACAGGUGGGAGGCGUUAGCACCACGCUGCGGUGCCCUUGCUGUGGGUACUCCACAACGUCCAGGCGACACAUGGAACUUCACGUGGCUACUCACACUGGGGAGAAGCCCUUCGCCUGUCCACACUGCCCCUUCAGAGCUGUCCAUAGCGCCAACCUCAAGACCCACAUUCGGACCCACACGGGAGAAAAACCCUUUGCCUGCCCUUACUGCCCGUACUCAGCCGCGCAGAAGGAAAAGUUGAAGGCGCACAUCCGCACUCACACCGGGGAGAAACCCUUUGCCUGUGAAUACUGUCCUUACCGUUCAACACGGAAGGACCACCUCAAGUCCCACGUGAGGCUAAGGCAUUCCCAAAGGAUCAACCCCCCGGCCCUCGGAGACGAAGUUUACCAGCGAGCGAGUGCGGACGGCCGGCGAGAGAUCGUGGUAGAUGGAGGCACCGGAGAAAUGCGUAGCUACGAAUGCUCCUUCUGCAACUACCGUUCGUUCAAGCGGUUCAACUACGAACGCCACAUGCGGACUCACACGGGGGAGAGACCAUACAGCUGCCCUCACUGCCCUUAUAGAGCAACGCGCAAGAUCAGCGUCGAUCAGCAUAUGAUUCGACACCACUGAGGGACCAUGUUUUCGAAUAUCCCCCCUACCUCUCCCCUAACGCCUCUUGACAAGGAUGGUCCUGUCAGUUUCCUCCCCCCCCCCUCCCCCUCCUGAAAUUAGGCCAGAUACUUGCCCUGUUUUUUUUCUUGUUUUUUUUUUCUGGAGGUUUUGUCUCAGGUGUCUCGUCCUUCCUUCCCUUGAUUUUUUUUUUUUAUGUAAUUCUUGUAAUAAAAAUAAUUGUUAAAGUAAAUCAGAAUGAACGCAUGAUUGAAUACAGUGUAUUUUCUGCGCAGUGAUGUCUUGGAAUAUCUGUAAAUUUAAAUACGGAUUGCAUUCCGUCGAAUUGAGUGGGAAGUUCUAAUAUUAAUUCAGUUUCACAAUUCUACGGUAUACUUUUGCCACAUUUCACUAUAUCAUUGUUUGAAAUGGUUAACAGGGAAAAUAUAAAACAUAAACUUUCAUAUUGGAAGAUAAAUAGAUGAAAAAUAAUAAUAUCAUAAUAAACAAGACUAUAAUGAUUCUAACUGGCAACAGAAAAUGUUUGUAGAUUAUUAUGAACCAGCAACUCACUAAUACCACUUAGCUCAAGUAUUACACUUUAUCAUGAUGAUUUUUCCCAUCAUUAUCAUAGAGAUAACCAUUCACUUUAAAUAGUAAUGUCGUGACUCAGUAUCUGAAUUCGUAUUUUAAUUUUGCAGAAUCUCAAUUACUUUAUGAUAUUGUUAUAUAUCAAAUGUAUUAGAAUAGUUGUAGUAAUAUGAAUACUCAAAAUGACAAUUGCUAAGUACAAAGUGUGCAGAUACGGUGCGAUUGUUCUAACAAAUUCUGCCUUGAAUUAUAUUUAUACACUGUAUAUGCUCCUCAACGACAUUAUUAUUGUUAUUUACAUUAUUUGUAUUUGUAUUCUUCUCUGUAGGAAAAUGAAAACUAAGAUCAAG
Messenger RNA from Penaeus chinensis, 1551 nucleotides. RefSeq names its product zinc finger protein 69-like. The transcript is spliced from 2 exons. Gene Ontology annotation, cellular component: nucleus. The record is from RefSeq and is a predicted model, not a curated record. Gene Ontology annotation, biological process: regulation of transcription by RNA polymerase II. Lineage: Eukaryota; Metazoa; Arthropoda; Malacostraca; Decapoda; Penaeidae. The coding region runs from base 86 to 631 and encodes 181 amino acids. Gene Ontology annotation, molecular function: DNA-binding transcription factor activity, RNA polymerase II-specific; RNA polymerase II transcription regulatory region sequence-specific DNA binding.